UCAGCCAAGCUAUCUGAAACCCAGAAAUAGGCUUAAGCCGCUUAACUAGUUGACUGCCAAUUGGUAAUUGGUUUUGGGCUUUUAGAAUUUCCAUUUCUCUGUUCGUAGAAUCGAUGAUUUCCUGUCGAGAAGAAUCUGUUUGAACCCUAGAAGUUUGAUUUCAUUUUUUACUUCUCGUCUUUUGAUCGAAAUUUGUGUACUCUUGGAAUUGUUAUGCAACCAUGGAGUCUGUAGAUCAAAUUAGAUCCGAAGAGAUGAGGAACUGGCUUGAUUUGCCUCAGGAUGUUAUGCUUCUGAUAUUUAUGAAGUUGGGUCCCGUUGAAGUCCUCGUCAGAGCUCAAAGCGUGUGUUCUUCGUGGAGAAAGCUCUCCAAAGAGCCUCAACUCUGGCGAUUAAUAGAUUUUAGAGAUCAUUGGGAUUUAGCGCCAUAUGAAGUUGAUUUUGAGGAAGUGGUGAGGCAUGCCGUGGACAGGAGUUGUGGGCAGUUGAUUGAGUUCUCUAUCGAACAUGUUUGCACUGAUGAGUUUUUGAAGUAUAUCACUGAUAGGUAAAGCUCUUGUAACCCUCUCUUA
This is a messenger RNA of Macadamia integrifolia, 572 nucleotides long. RefSeq names its product putative F-box protein At4g05475. Gene Ontology annotation, molecular function: protein binding. The transcript has a single exon. Lineage: Eukaryota; Viridiplantae; Streptophyta; Magnoliopsida; Proteales; Proteaceae. The record is from RefSeq and is a predicted model, not a curated record. The coding region runs from base 222 to 551 and encodes 109 amino acids.